Messenger RNA from Raphanus sativus (radish), 1550 nucleotides. RefSeq names its product CBL-interacting serine/threonine-protein kinase 3. NCBI's taxonomy places the organism in Eukaryota, Viridiplantae, Streptophyta, Magnoliopsida, Brassicales, Brassicaceae. The transcript has 14 exons. Gene Ontology annotation, biological process: signal transduction; protein phosphorylation. Bases 80 to 1372 code for a protein of 430 amino acids. The record is from RefSeq and is a predicted model, not a curated record. Gene Ontology annotation, molecular function: ATP binding; protein kinase activity.
UAAAUGGAGACAUUAUCUGUGUUAUGUCUUGCUUCACUCAUAAAAUCCUCUGUUGAUUCUUAGCCUUCUAAUCAAUAGGAUGAGAAGAGUUGGUAAAUAUGAAGUGGGAAGAACAAUUGGGGAAGGAACUUUUGCUAAAGUAAAGUUUGCAAGAAACUCUGAAAAUGGUGAACCUGUCGCUCUCAAGAUUCUUGAUAAAGAAAAAGUCCUCAAGCAUAAGAUGUCUGAACAGAUCAGAAGAGAGAUAGCAAAUAUGAAGUUGAUAAAGCAUCCAAAUGUUGUUCAAUUAUAUGAGGUGAUGGCAAGCAAGACAAAGAUAUUUAUCAUCUUGGAGUAUGUUACAGGAGGAGAGCUCUUUGAUAAGAUUAUAAAAUACGGGCGGAUGAAAGAAGACAAGGCUCGAAGUUAUUUCCAACAGCUUGUACAUGCUGUUGACUACUGUCAUAGCAGAGGUGUUUACCAUAGAGAUCUCAAGCCUGAAAAUUUACUAUUGGAUGCCUAUGGAAACCUCAAGAUCUCAGAUUUUGGGUUAAGUGUUCUGUCUCAACAAGUCAGGGAUGAUGGACUGCUUCAUACAACGUGUGGAACUCCUCACUACAUUGCUCCCGAGGUUCUUAAUGAUAGAGGCUACGAUGGAGCAACAGCUGACAUGUGGUCAUGUGGUGUUAUACUCUAUGUCUUGCUAGCUGGUUACUUUCCAUUCGAUGAUUCUAAUCUAAUGAAUAUUUAUAAGAAAAUUUCAUCUGGUGAAUUCAGCUGUCCUCCGUGGCUCUCACUUGGCGCCACAAAACUGAUCACUCGGAUCUUAGAUCCGAAUCCGACGACUCGUGUAACACUGCAAGAUGUUUUGGAAGAUGAAUGGUUCAAGAAAGAUUACAAGCCUCCAGUGUUCGAGGAGAAAGCUGAUUCAAACAUGGACGAUGUUGAAGCUGUUUUCAAGGACUCCGAGGAACAUCAUGUUACUGAGAAUAAAGAAGAGCCGCCAGCUGCAAUCAAUGCCUUUGAGAUCAUCUCAAUGUCAAAGGGGCUUCACCUCGAGAAUCUGUUUGGUCCAGAACAGGAAUUUAAUAGAGAAACAAGGAUAACACUCAGAGGAGGUGCGAAUGAGAUCAUCCACAAGAUAGAAGAAGCUGCAAAGCCUCUCGGUUUCAAUGUGCAAAAGAAGAACUACAAGAUGAAGCUUGAGAAUGCGAAGGCUGGGAGAAAAGGGAAUCUCAACGUGGAAACGGAGAUAUUCCAAGUAUCGCCAAAUCUUCAUAUGGUUCAGGUAUCAAAAUCAAAUGGGGACACUCUUGAAUUCCAUAAGUUCUAUAAAAAGCUCUCUCAUUCUCUGGAGGAUGUAAUCUGGACAAACAACGAAACGGGAAAGUGAUGUAUGAACGUUUGAUCUUUUGGUACCAACUGGCUUUACUUUGUUUAUGUGCUUUUUGCAUUUCCGACUACUUUUAAAAGGAUGAUGAGAGAAGGGUUGUGGGAUUGGUUUGUGUUAAAGACGUGUAAAUAUGAACUGCAAUAUUACUUAUAAUAUAGUAGCUUGUUACCCAAGUGCU